Messenger RNA from Pomacea canaliculata, 2396 nucleotides. Its product is annotated as nucleolin-like. The transcript has 9 exons. NCBI's taxonomy places the organism in Eukaryota, Metazoa, Mollusca, Gastropoda, Architaenioglossa, Ampullariidae. The record is from RefSeq and is a predicted model, not a curated record. The coding region runs from base 182 to 1774 and encodes 530 amino acids.
GCGAGAUGACCGGCGCCCCUCAUUAUCACGUGAUCAGGCUUCUACUCUAUUUAUAGCUCUCAGGCUGAAUGCAGCCAAAACACAACGUCACAUCCGGCUUCUGCAUAACGAGGAAGACAGCGAGUAAUUAACAUUUGUUUUGGAUUCUCAUAUUUUAGUUCGAUAUUUGUCAACCUGAUUUAUGAUGUCUGAUGACAAAGAUGUUCCAAUGGAGGACAAAGACAUACCAAUGGAUGAUAUAUCAGAGGAAGAUGAGAAUAAACUGGUAGGUGUUGAUGAGCGAGCCAAAACAACAGAAAGCUUGGAUGAUGGUAUGAAAGAUAUUAAAUUGGAGAACUCAGAGGAGACAAAGGAUUCAGAAACUCAGAAAAAGACAGUUGAUGAAAAUACUGAAGUGCCAGAAGAUGAUGACGAGGCGUUCAGUGAUUCUGAGUUUGCAGCAGAUGAUGAUCGACCCAGUAUAUCAGAAGAAAUGAAGUGGUGGUGGCAUAUUGAAAUGUACCCUAUAGCCAUUGAUGAUUUGCAGCUUGACAAUUUCAUCAAAAUGUGCAACAUAGCUACGCACUUUCAGAUCUUCUACAAAACAAAUUUUCUGAAUGAAAAAAAAGGAGAGGUGCACUUGUACACAGAGGAAAUGCAGGCAGCCAAGAAUAUAGUAAGAACUAUGUGUUGCCGCAAGUUCAGCAACGUCAGACCUUAUGUCUAUAUCUAUAGACGAGUGGAUGAGACCUCAGAAAAUUAUGAGAUGGCCUCAUUGAGACUUGACUUAGUGGAUGCUGCAAAAAUGCGAUGGGACAGACAGAAAAAAUCACAGGGGGAGGCCAGCUCGCGCAUCGCCAAGGUCAGCAAUGUGCCUGUAGGCACAUCCAAGGAAUUGUUGAAUGUUGUCUUUGCUCGUGCUUUUCAAGUCAAACGAGAAACUGACAAGAGUGCGGGAGAGGAAAAACAAAAUGAGGAGAAGGCAGAGAAUACUGAUAAACCUGAGGGCAACCAUCAUGAUGAUGAUGAUGAUGAUGGUGGGAAAGAAAGAAAAGGCAAAAGUUCAGCAGAGGAAAAAGAAGAAAAUAUUGCUGAGGAGGAUGAGUUGGUUGGUGAGUUUAACGGGACUGUGACUGUUGACUGCAGCAGCCGGACCAGCCUGAAGGGAUUUCUGCUGGGUUAUCGCAAGGUCUUCAUUAACCAGAACCUUCUUGAAAUAAAACCACUGGACCCAAAGGAAGUGAAUGUGGAGGCCAUUCGAAAGGAUGCACGCAAGAAAAGGAAGGAAGAAGCUGCUAAGGGGAAAGAGUGGGUGCCUGCCUCCCCACCCCGUCGUUACAGCAAUAACGAGCAGAUGAGUUCUGUUGCUGCUGGCAGAGGCAGAGGCGGAAACUCAUAUGGAGGACGGGGACGAGGAGCAAAUCAACAUGGAGGAGGAAGAGGAGGGGGCUCAAAUGUGCAUCGUGGUGGAGGUCAGGGAGGUGGUUGGUCUCGUGGUGGCUUGGUGAUGACAGGUCGUCAGAAAAUGAAUGAAAAGUCCAUGCGGCGAGGUGGAGGAGGUGGAGGAGGUGGAGGGCCUGGUCGGGACAUCAGAGGCCUAAGUAGCUUCAGCCAUGAAAUCAUGAUGUUACAGUCACAGCUUCAGAUGAACACCAUAGAAUUGCAAAGACAGAUUGCAUCACUAAAUGCAGCUGAACAUUUCAGGGAUUUUCGUGCAGAUUACCCACGGGAUUUUCGAAGGGAUUAUCCCAUCGCAUGCUUAUGGCAUGCCGAGGCACGGGAGCUGGAUGGAUGAUAGCUGGGACUAUCCUGAGUCUAGCAGAGGACGACAUGGUGGAGGUAGGAAGCCUCGUGGAAACAGGCGCUGAGGCAGCUCUUACCUUGAUCAGGGUUGUUUUCUUCAGCAAAAUUAGAUGUUGAGGACUUGACAGUACCUAGCUGUAAUUUUAAGUUUCACUCUUUGUCAGUGUAUGGAACUGUUAGUUUCUGUACUGUUAGUUCCAACUUACCAUGGUUUGUUGUGCAUUUCUAGGUAAUAAAAAUAUUUGUUUUGUUUUGUUUUGUUUUUAAAAGUGGGAGCUAGAAUGAAGGCUUUAUGAAGCAUGCUUACAUUUAUGAUUGCCCUUAUAUGUAUAAUAUAUUUAUUGUCAGCAAGAACAUUGUUACAAUCAUAGUAGCACUGUUACAAUAAUAGUAGCAUUGUUACAAUCAAGACUAAGAAUAUGAUGAUAAUAGUAGCAGCACCACUGUUACAAUCAUGACUAAGAAUAUAAUGAUAAUACUAAGACUUAGAAUAUGGUGAUAUUAGUAGCAUCCGUGUGUAAAUCAGAAUGUAUCUCAGAAUGUGGAACUGUGUUUGAAACUGCAACAUAAGAAACAUGCAAAACUGAGAAUAUUAAACAGCUUAACUUUUAAAA